CCCGAACAAACAUGGCGGGAGUUUGUUUACUCCUUUCCUCGAGAAUUUUUAAACAUUCUGCGCCGUCAGUGUGCGCUCAACUCCACUCCAUCGCGUCAAACUCAACGCCAUCCCUCACCUCGAAAGGUGACUUGAAGGGAGCGAGGAGCGACCGCGUGACUGUUCCUGAGUACGGAGGUGGGGGUGAGCCCCGCAUUAAGAUGGCAGCCGGCCAUAGAGCCACGCGCAACAAGUACUAAACUGCAGCUUCGGGGCCUGCAGCGACUGGGAGAACAAAAAUACAAAGGGCGUCGAGUGUUCCACCAAAAAACCAGAGGGGAAGAGCAUAAGGCUUUGAAUCUAAGCACAAGCUCAUCCUCCCCCGACAACACACCAGUUCCCCUCACAAAGAUGGCGGCCGGGAGGGAGCCUUUUCUAUAAUUACGAUUUUUACGUUGUUGUACCAUGUAACAUCUGAAAGAAAGAGGCAGAAAUCAACCAAAAUAUUCAAUGGAUAAUAUUAGAGGAUCCGCGCUUUUAGCGAGGUAGAAGGAUAGCUUUGCACAAGAUUACUCUCGUUGCUGGCACACUGCACCCUGUUUUUGAGAUUAAAUCCAGACUUGUCACAAUAAUUUAUUAGCCCCGGGCAACAUCCAAGUCAUAAGACACUGACGUCAGCCAACGAGCUAAAAUAUGAGAGAUAAUAGGAAUUGCUAAAUAUGACACUGAACUUGGAACUUUAUUCACAAGCCCGACUCCUAAAGAUAGGGCAGUGUUUAAAAAAAAGAGUUGGACAAUGAAAACUUGGGAUGAUGCCAUUGGUAUCCUGACUAAACCCCUCCUCCUCCUCCCUAAUAGUAGGAGAGUCAACUAACAACCAGUAAGAAAUAAGCACCAUCCGGAAGUGAUGCAAGGGGAUUUGUUUUGAGACGAGCUGAAAUAAAAUGAUGGGAUCAUCUACAGAGAGUCACAAGGUCGUCUUUGAAAAGGAGGGUGUGUUUCUGCACACGAGCACGAAACGGAAUAAUGACCAAGAUACGCUGAUCCCUGGGGUGAUCCGGAUCCUAGAGAAGGGUCAUGAUACUGUGAUGGAGUGGACCCCAAUCAGUGAGAGCGGGGAGCAUCCCCAAUUCCUGCAUUCCAAAAAGGAUUCCACUGUGAAUGGGGUCAGUCAUACUGAGGAGGAGCUGUUUGACCCAGGUUACGAACCUGAUUGGGCCGUCAUCAGCACAGUAGGGUCAAGGACACGCCCACUGGAGGAUAUGCGUGCUGCCACCCGGUCCUCCGAAGUCAGCAGCAAGUGGGCAUUCUCUCUCAGUCUAUCUGAACUCAAAUCCAUUCGGAAAAACAAGCCUGGCUUGGGUUGGUCGUACCUCAUCUUCAUCACCAAGGAAGGAAUCUCCUUCCCAGCUCUUCAUUUCCAUGGUGGUGGCACCAGAGCCUUACUGAAGUGUCUGUGUAAAUAUGUCGUCCUGGCCACUUCCAAGAAGGACCCUCGUCUUUAUCUGAUCUAUUCUCACGACUCUCAUGCCUUAUCCCAAUCCUUUGACGAGUUGCAGCUAUUCGAUGAGCAUUCAUCAGACUUGGUGUCUCGCUUCAUACAAGACCCUUAUGCUGCCACUUUUGGCAGCUUCUCCAAGGUGACCAACUUCCUGCGUGGAGCCCUGCGGCCCCAGGAUGGAUCCCGUCACCGUCCCCUUCGCGAGAUGGCAAGCGGUCUUGACUUGGACCAACAGGAGGAGCCAGGCUUUGAAGUCAUCAUGUGUCAAGCUGAUCUCGGUCAGCGGCCAGCUGUGCAGAGGCAGGAGAUUAUGACAGCUGAAGAAUGGGAGAAACAUCUGGACUCAGAAGGAAGAGUUCAGGCAGUGGAGGAACUGAAGAAGAAGAUUUUCAAAGGAGGACUGUGCCACAGCAUCCGUCGGGAAGUCUGGAAAUUCCUUUUGGGAUACUACUCCUGGGAUAGCACGGCUGAGGAACGCAAAACUGUGGUGAAGCAAAAAACGGACGAGUAUUUCCGGAUGAAACUGCAGUGGAAGUCGGUGACUGAAGAUCAGGAACGGCGGAAUUCCCAACUGCGAGCGUACAAGAGUCUGAUUGAACGGGAUGUCAGCAGGACUGAUCGCAGCAACAAGUUCUACGAGGGGAAUGACAAUCCAGGCCUGGUGUUGUUGAAUGAUGUGCUAAUGACUUACUGCAUGUAUAACUUCGAUCUGGGCUAUGUUCAGGGAAUGAGUGACCUCCUCUCUCCCAUACUGUACGUUACACAGAACGAAGUUGAUUCCUUCUGGUGUUUCACAGGCUUCAUGGAGCGAGUGCACCGUAACUUUGAGGAGAGCCAAGAGAGCAUGAAGGAGCAGCUGGAAAAGUUGGCCCUAUUACUGAGACUUCUGGAUUCUGCACUUUGUGACUUUCUAGAUUCCAGAGAGUCAGGAAACUUGUGCUUCUGCUUCCGCUGGCUUCUCAUCUGGUUUAAGCGAGAGUUCUCAUUCCCGGAUAUACUACGGCUCUGGGAGGUGCUGUGGACGGGCCUGCCAUGCCCAAACUUCCACCUACUGGUCUGUUGUGCCAUCCUGGACUCUGAGCGUGAUGCUCUGAUGAACUCCAACUACGGCUUCAAUGAGAUACUCAAGCACAUCAACGAGCUGACCAUGAGGUUGAACGUGGAGGAUGUGCUGUGCAAAGCCGAAGCCAUCUACCUCCAGCUAGCAGCCUGUCCGCAGCUACAACGGAGCGUGCAACAGAUCCUGGGCUUAGUGGAGGACGCUACCCCCACCGCCAGCACUAGCUCUGGCACCAACAGCUCACCCCAAGCCCUAUCCCCCAGCCAGACACACGAGUUGGAGCUUACAGACAGCGCCUCCCACAGCCUGCCCGACAGCAGCAUCGAGAUUUUACACACUGAGGACGGUGCCAUUGAGUCUGGUCAAAGCCCAUAAGAGCUGGGGUCAAGUGGCAGGGCUGUUCUUGGGAAGCCGGGGGGGGGUCCCAAAAUCUCAAAGGACAUUUAAACACUUUGAACAAAACCUUGAGCAAGAUGUUAAAUGUGGCAGCAGCUUUAGAAAUGAGACAAAAUUCAUCCAUUUGAUCCUGUAAAAAUGGGCAAUAUCCUUUCUUCUUUGACUGAGCUUUGAUCUGGAUGGUCCUAAUUGAGCAUAACAUUUGCUUCAAUUCCCAAUUCCUGUUCAAAUUCUGAAAGAAACUGAAAAAUCAGUGGGAACUGGCUGCUGCUUUCAGUUUAGAAUGAGAAUUAUGAUAUUGUGGAAUUCUGAUUUAAUAUUUUGUUUAAAAAACAUUAUUUUUUCAAAGAAAUUAAAUGUGAAGUCCUUUCAAAUUAAGAGGGAGUUUGGUUUAUUGGCAAGAGAGGCAGUAAAUGAGAUGCGGGGACCAACUCCUGCCAUCUGCCCCUCUGGCUUUGUUCGUCAUCUAAACAAAAUCAAAUCCUUCUCUUUUCAUCAAAGGUGUGAUCACCAGUGUUAAGGGAAGGAUUCAGUUGCGGCUCGAUGGUAGGCCAAGCAGAAAUGUUCAGUAUAGCCCAUUGAAUAUGUGACAGUGCAAUACUGUGUUUCACUCAACUGGGCUCCCAAAGCUUGGACUUCAGCCGUAAUGUUAUUUUUUCUUUUUGCCUGAAUCUCCGAAGCUUGUCAGUCAGUGCCUCCCCUAACUGUCCUUCCUAUGUGCCCAAACUUUCCUUCAGUUUGGUGUUUGUCUUUAUUCAGCACACAGCCUAUAUCUGGGUCACCAUUGAUCAAACUAAGGGCGUCCAAGCCUGGGUGGGUGAUUCAAUUGUCCGUCUGGAUGCAGCAAACCAUCUGUCAGUGAUUUUCGGCUGGUCAGGGAUCACCUUGAGCUGGGGAACUGAGAGCAAUGUGCCACAUCAAAUGGCAUUUUCUGAGCAGCAGACUGCUGAAAUUAAUUUUUAUUUCUCUGCCGUGAGACCCAUAGUGUGGUUGGAUCACCCUGAAAUGUCAGUACAAAUCCCUGUAAUCUUGUUUCCUAUAAAACCUGUGCUUGAUUUGGUGGAUUUGAACCCAAUGGCCCUGCCAAAUAUGGAACGAAGGGACCAAGACUGUCACUGCAAAGGAAAUAGUGAUUUUUUUUUCCUGUUUGUUCUGUUUUAAGAAAAUACUUGCCACCUCUUGCACAAUUUAAAUUUUAUUUAUUUCCCAGAAAGGCAUAACCCUGUGAGAGGUGGUUUGAAGAUCUGUAAGACAGCACAAGCCAGCUGGCUUGCACUGUGCGGCAUUGACUUUAUUCUGUGUAACCACAACUGUGUUCUUCAGAGCUGUUGGCGAUCUAGGGGAAUAGAAACUCAGUCGUUCAGCUGGUCAGUAAUAAUGAGGGAAGCACACCUGUCCAUUUUACGAUGGCGGG
This is a messenger RNA of Stegostoma tigrinum, 4350 nucleotides long. It is a transcript of the gene tbc1d17, whose product is annotated as TBC1 domain family, member 17. Lineage: Eukaryota; Metazoa; Chordata; Chondrichthyes; Orectolobiformes; Stegostomatidae. The coding region runs from base 924 to 2915 and encodes 663 amino acids. The transcript is spliced from 17 exons. The record is from RefSeq and is a predicted model, not a curated record. Gene Ontology annotation, biological process: activation of GTPase activity. Gene Ontology annotation, molecular function: GTPase activator activity.